Molecule: messenger RNA, 2574 nt
Organism: Pelmatolapia mariae (spotted tilapia)
Lineage: Eukaryota; Metazoa; Chordata; Actinopteri; Cichliformes; Cichlidae
Product: integrin alpha-M-like
Exons: 25
Coding region: 1-2574 (857 amino acids)
Biological process (GO): cell-matrix adhesion; cell-cell adhesion; cell adhesion mediated by integrin
Cellular component (GO): integrin complex; external side of plasma membrane
Molecular function (GO): integrin binding
Source: RefSeq, a predicted model, not a curated record
AUGAACUGGAUAAUUAGUGCUACACUAUUCUUGUCAGUGUUAAAUGCUGCACUUUGUUUCAAUAUUGAUCCCGUGGCUUGGAAGACCCUGAGAAACCCUGCUGCUGGUUUUGGCUACCAGGUGGUGCAAAGACAAUCAGAUUUGCUCGUCAGUGCUCCACUGGAACAGUAUUCACAAAAUGAAAGAGGGAGAAUAUACAGGUGCACCACAUCUCCCCAGAACUGCCAAAAUAUACAAUUUCAAGCACCGGAUUUUGCAGUCAACAUGUUGCUUGGUUUGACAAUGAAAAGUGAUUCCAGAGCAAAAAACACUGUGGUGUGUGGGCCAACCAUUCCAAAGGACUGCAAAAAAAUCACCUUGUACAACGGUGUGUGCUUUCAGAUGGACAGUUAUAAUAAUUUUGGACCCUCCAUUCCUUCUUCUCCUCCAGAGUGCCGAACACAAGCAGACAUUGCCUUUCUGUUGGAUGGUUCGGGCAGUGUACGUGAUACUGAUUUUCAAACUAUGAAGAAUUUUAUGAAAGAUCUCAUCAAAUCCUUUCUAUCAAGUGACACACAGUUUUCUGUUUCCCAGUUCUCUACUGAUCCGCAGGUUCACUUUAAUUUGAAAAAGUUUUCCUCAUCUGAAUCAGUGGAGACUGACAUCAAUAGAAUCACACAGCUGACGGAAAGAACUUACACGGCUAAGGCCAUCAGACAUUCUUCUCUUGCUGUACUGCCUGAUCUAAACUCAGGUGGAUUCAGGGAUUUGGCAGUUGGAGCACCUUUGGAGAAUGAUGGUGAAGGCAGCAUCUACAUAUUCCACAGUGAAGGAGGAGGAAGAAUCAGUCCUACUUACUCACAGAGAAUUAUUGGCGCUGAGGUCCAGUCAGGACUGAAGUUAUUUGGCCUGUCAAUCAGUCAGUCGUCUUUUGACCAGAGUGGUGAUGAACUUCCUGAUUUAGCGGUGGGUUCAAAGGGCACAGUUGUCUUACUGAGAUCAAGACCUAUAGUAAUGGUGAGAGCUGAGGUAUCGUUUAGCCCAAACAAAAUCCCUACACAGAAUGUAGACUGCUCAAAACCAUUAGAGAAUACAGCUGAAAUCUGCUUUACUAUGAGCAGAGUGUCUACAGUCGACACAGCUCGAGCAAUGAUUGAUUACACUAUAACACUGGAUGCCACUCGCAAGCCUCCAAACAACCGAGCUUACAUCAGUGGGAAACAACGAGAGCAGUCUGGAUCAGUUACUGUUGACUUAGGAAUAAAAAAAUGUUCAACUGUAAAAUUCCUCAUUGAGGCUUGCCCCAAAGAUGCUCUCAAUGAACUUUCCAAUGAGCUCAAAUUCAUUUUUAAUGGUUUGGCCUCAAACACAAACCUCAGACCAAGUCUUGCCCUGCAGGCCCAAACAACAACCAUUCAUCCUUUAGGGUUUGAGAUCAACUGUGGCACUGACAACAAAUGUGUUGAUAACCUGAAACUGGAUUUCAACUUCACCAGAUCCUCAGUGGUUAAAGUGGGCAUUGAUGAGCUUUUGAAUGUCACAGUCUCAGUGGAGAACAGAGGAGAAAACUCCUACAACAGUCGUGUUAUUCUCACGUACCCAGCUGGACUCUCCUACAGGAAGUUCACCAUUCAGCAGGGAAGAAUUGAGUGCAACUCUUUGGACAGUGAAGAUGGUUUAUCACGAGGAAGGACAGACUGCACUAUUGACAAGCCAAUUUUCAAGAGCAAAACUAAGGUUUUCUUCAUUAUCACGUAUGGGAUUGAAACAGUCAGUCAAUUUGAGAGGGAGAUCUUUGUCACUGCAAAUGUCACCAGUGGAAAUCAGGAGCAUGCCACUACAAGUGAACUCUACAAACAGAAAUCGAUUGAUGUGAAAUACAGCAUUUUUCUCACAUUUGAAAGCUCUUUCAGCAGCCACAAUUUGACCCCUGGAAUGAAUAAUUCACAGGAAGCAGUCCAACAAAUAAUCAAGAUUACAAACUAUAUCAGAGCAUUUAAUUUCACUGUGGUGAUCAGGGUUCCAGUGAAACUUGGUGAAAAAGACAUUUGGGUGGAUUUGAGCAGCCUACAGAUUGCAGACUGUCAGAGAGGAAAUGAUGAAGAACCGCUUAACAAAGAAUUUGUUGCUGAAAUACAAAAACAUAAAGUAGUGGACUGCUCUGUAGCCACGUGCAGAGUGUUCAAGUGCAACACAUUUAUGGGAAUAUCGGAGAGUAGGAUGUAUGAAAUUUCUGCCAACUUCAGUUCAGGAUGGAUAGAGCAGAUUGGAUUUCAAUCUGCCAAAUUCCUCUUGACCAUCACAGCCAGUCUGGAGUAUGACAAAAACCAGUACAUCUACUUUUCAGCGUGGACUAAAAAUAAUCCUCCAGUCCACAAGAUUGAGGCAGAGAUAAAAGUGUAUUCUGAACCAGAUUACAUUAAAGAGAUAAUUGGAGGAUACAUUGGAGGUUUGGCUGUUACUGCUUUAUUCACUGUUGGCCUGUACAAGGCUGGAUAUUUCAAGAGUGAUUACAAAGAGAUGAUAAAAUCAAAUCCUGAAGAAGCAGAGGGUCCAGCUUUUUGUAGAAAUAGUGACGCUCUAAAGACUGACUAA